UGUCUCGGUGCGCGUCCCCGCCGGUGACUGUCUGGAGAGUCUGGAGCAGCUGUCCGCUCGGAGAGGAGCUCGCUGGUCCACGCAAGGACGCGCACUGUGACUAUUUCUUUCUCCGUGUAAAAAAAAAAUCAACAUAUAUACCCGUUGGAUUUUUACUUUGCAACAACGGUGUCGACUCCGCGCGACUUCUUCCACGGCGUCUCUCGCGCGCGGCUGAGGGUGUCUUCUCCCCCCCCCCCACGCGCGAGCAUGCUUUCAAUCAGCGCCUUUGUCUGACACGAGACGAGGGGUUCAGACCUCCACGGUCCGCUCGUCCAGGUCGCGGCAGAAGUUUUGUUUUUAAACGCUUUCUCGUGGGGGGGUGGGGGGGCGGCGGCAUGUCUUCGGCUCGGGUGGAUUACAUUGCUCCCUGGUGGACUUACUGGCUUCACAAUUUCCCCCACGUCAACCUGAGGCUGCAGCCCGUCGACAGCAGCUUCCAGCCCGAGGAGGAGAACUACCAGCAGUCCCUCAUAUUCCUGGGCUGCGUGGCGGCCGCCGGCCUCGGCCUCAACCUGCUCUGCCUGGCCGUCUACCUGAGCUGCUUGUGCUGCUGCCAGAGUGACGACGAGGAGGAGGAGAGCAAGAAGCCCGGCUCCUGCUGCGUCACCUGGUCCGCUGUCGCCGCCGGCCUCAUCACAUGCAUCGCGGUGGGUGUGGGUUUCUACGGCAACAGCGAGACCAAUGACGGCGUGUACCAGCUGACCUACUCCCUGUACAACGCCAAUCACACGCUGGGCGGUGUGGACAGUCUGGUGACGGGAACCAUGGGCAGCAUGAGGAGCGGCCUGCACCAGCACCUCGCCCGGCUGGACGAGAUCUUCGCCACGCGGGGCGACUACGUGCAGACGCUGCAGUUCAUGCAGCAGAUGGCCGACAACGUGAUCAAACAGCUGCUGGGCCUGCCCGACUGGGGGGAGGCCAAAGUGGACCUGGCCGCCGUCGCCGAUCAGACCGCCAACGCGGAGUACUACAGGUGGCUCACCUACCUGCUGCUCCUCAUCCUGGACCUGAUCAUCUGCCUGCUGGCCUGUCUGGGGCUGGCCAAGCAGUCUCGCUGGCUGCUCACCACGAUGAUGGUGUUCGGAGUGCUGACGCUGGUCCUCAGCUGGGCUUCUCUGGGAGCCGACUUGGCCACUGCCGUGGGCACAAGUGAUUUCUGCGUUUCUCCCGACAAGUUCGUCAUGAGCAAGACGAAGGGCGUCAUUGGCUCCGAUAUUGUUCAUUACUACAUUUACUGCAACCAGACCCUCUCCAACCCCUUCCAGCAGCCUCUGACCAUCUUCCAGAGGUCGCUGACCACCAUGCAGAUCCAGAUCCAGGGUCUGCUGCAGUUCGCCGUGCCUCUUUUCCCCCACAGCUGAGGUAACAGGGACCUGCUGGGCAUCCAGCGUUUGCUCAACUCCUCGGAGGCCGGCCUGCACCAGCUGACCGCCCUGCUGGACUGCAGGGGGCUCAACAAGGACUACCUGGACGCCAUGGUGGGGGUGUGCUACGACGGGGUGGAGGGCGUCCUCUACCUCUGCCUCUUCUCCGCCAUGGCAGCCUGCGCCUUCACGGUCAUGCUGUGUGCCAUCCCCAGGGCGUGGAGACAAAUCGCCUGCAGGGAACGAGAUUACGACGACAUCGACGAGGAGGACCCGUUCAACCCGCGGGCGAGGAGGAUAGCCUCCCAGAACCCCAACCUCACCAACAUGCACAGCUUCUGCAGCUACAGCAGCAGCAUGGGCAGCCAGAACAGCCUCCACCCGCCGGCCCCCGCCGUCUCCGGCGCCCCCCUGUCCGAGUACAUGAACCAGACGGCUCUGUUCGGGGGAAACCCGCGGUACGAGAACGUCCCUCUGAUCGGACGAGGCUCUCCGCCCCCCUCGUACUCACCCAGCAUGCGGGCCACCUACCUGUCCAUGACGGAGGAACAGAUUCGACACUUUGGGAGCGACUUUCAAGCGUAGGCCGCGCACACACACACACACACACUCCCAGCAUCAGAGAGGGCAGAGCGGGACACCUCAUCGCUGCAGGAUGCCAAAGCGGCGUGCGGUGUGACCACAGCGGAACCAUAUGUGGGCUGUUCUGUUUUCAUCAACGAAAAGAAUAAGCUUGACCAUUAAAAAAAUGAUUCGACCUCCCUUUUUCUUUGCAUUGCAAAACUGACAUUCAGGUCUCCAAAGAGAUAACCGCUGACGUUAACUUGUUGUUUUGGAUUUAUUAAACUUUGUCCUCGGUAUUUGUGAAGCACAAGCCCAGCAUUGGCAGCACACAGCGGGAGGUAUUGUUCAGGUAUUUCUUUACUUUUACACAGACAAGUGAAUCUUUAAGUAAUGAGACGAGAUGACCUUGAAACCCCAGUUUUGUAUAUAAAUUGUACAUUAACAACAAGGAGGUUCUGGUUUUUUUUGCUUUUUUUUGUUUUAAACAACGUGCCAAUUUUUUAUAUAUAUAUAUAUAUAUAUUGUUUUCUAGUUUUAUGUGGUGAUCCCACAUAGGAUAACUAUUUUUUUGUACGUCCCUAAAGGGCCAUUAAUUAAUUAAUGUUCUCCACAUGUCUAAUCCCGCUAAUAUAACUAAAAGUUGCAGUUUGUAAUGACUCGGGAAGCUGUGCUGCUUUAACAGUAAUUAAUGAGAAUAUUAAGGUAAUAUAUUUCCCAACAAUACGUGUUUGCGUUGACUAGCAUUGAAUUACUGUAGGGAUUCAAUGCAUGCAGUUACUUUUUUUUUUUGUCGGUCCGUGUCACUUUUUUCUAAGCAUGUUGCAUUGAAACAGGCACUUGAAAUGGUGCUUGAUUUUACAUGUGUAAUUGUGAGUUGAAUAAACCUGUUUUUGAGUACAACUCGUGUACUGUACUGU
Pungitius pungitius (ninespine stickleback) is the source of this 2887-nucleotide messenger RNA. It is a transcript of the gene ttyh2, whose product is annotated as tweety family member 2. Lineage: Eukaryota; Metazoa; Chordata; Actinopteri; Perciformes; Gasterosteidae. The record is from RefSeq and is a predicted model, not a curated record. Gene Ontology annotation, molecular function: intracellularly calcium-gated chloride channel activity; volume-sensitive chloride channel activity. Gene Ontology annotation, cellular component: plasma membrane.